Pelmatolapia mariae (spotted tilapia) is the source of this 6463-nucleotide messenger RNA. RefSeq names its product syntaxin binding protein 5a (tomosyn) (gene stxbp5a). Lineage: Eukaryota; Metazoa; Chordata; Actinopteri; Cichliformes; Cichlidae. The coding region runs from base 302 to 3724 and encodes 1140 amino acids. Gene Ontology annotation, cellular component: plasma membrane; SNARE complex; cytoplasm. The record is from RefSeq and is a predicted model, not a curated record. Gene Ontology annotation, biological process: regulation of exocytosis; regulation of protein secretion. Gene Ontology annotation, molecular function: GTPase activator activity; myosin II binding; syntaxin binding. The transcript has 28 exons.
AAGAGCGUCAGCAGCAGCAGCAGCAUCACCACCAUCACCACCGCCGCCGCCGCUGCGCUGCGUUUCCGCCUUGGCUGAGCGGCGCACACAGUCGCGAGGGGAGGGGAGGGACGCCGAGAGGAAGAACGGAGACGCAGUGGGGCACAGCACGGACUCCAAGGAGCAAAUUACACCGACGCACCAACACCCCCACCGCCCCCUCUCCAGAAGUACCUCAAGCGGCGACCUGACCUGUGCGGUGCGCGCGUUGAGCUUUCCAGCAUGGAGACUGCGAUAAAUAAUAAGCACUAAAAUUCUGAAAAUGAAGAAGUUCAACAUCAGGAAGGUGCUGGACGGUUUAAAAGAGGUGUCCUCCUCCACGCCGUCUGUCCAAGUGGGGCCACAAGAGAACCAUCUCAUCCAGGAGACUCUCCAGUCCGAGCAUUUCCAGCUCUGCAAGACUGUCCGUCAUGGCUUCCCCUAUCAGCCGUCGUCCAUGGCUUUUGACCCUGUGCAGAAGAUAUUGGCCGUUGGCACCCAGAGUGGAGCUCUCAGAUUGUUUGGGCGUCCUGGUGUGGAGUGUUACUGUCAGCAUGAGAGUGGAGCGGCUGUCAUCCAGCUACAGUUUCUCAUCAAUGAGGGGGCGCUGGUGAGCGCUUUGGCAGAUGACAGUGUCCACCUAUGGAACCUGAGACAGAAGAGACCAGCCAUCCUCCACUCCCUCAAGUUCAACAGAGAGAGAAUAACUUUCUGCCACCUACCCUUCCAGAGUAAAUGGUUGUACAUCGGCACAGAACGAGGGAACAUCCACAUUGUCAACGUGGAGUCCUUUAUGCUCUCAGGCUACGUCAUCAUGUGGAACAAAGCCAUUGAACUGUCCUCUAAGGCUCAUCCUGGACCAGUUGUUCACAUAAGUGAUAACCCCAUGGAUGAAGGAAAGCUUAUAAUUGGAUUUGAGUCUGGGAUCGUGGUCCUGUGGGAUCUCAAAUCAAAGAAGGCAGACUAUCGCUACACAUAUGAUGAGGCUAUCCACUCAGUUGCCUGGCAUCACGAGGGCAAGCAGUUCAUCUGCAGCCACUCAGAUGGAACUCUGACCAUAUGGAACGUCAGAGGCCAGGGCAAGCCCAUACAGACAAUCACACCACACGGAAAACAGCCCAAGGACGGGAAGAAGCCAGAGUCUUGUAAGCCCAUUCUUAAAGUGGAGUACAAAACAACUAGAAUUGGGGAGCCCUUCAUAAUCUUUUCCGGUGGUCUGUCCUACGACACGGUGGGCCGGAGGCCUUGUCUAACAGUGAUGCAUGGGAAGAGUACUGCUGUGCUGGAGAUGGACUAUCCUAUAGUAGACUUCCUCACGCUAUGUGAGACACCAUAUCCUAAUGAUUUUCAGGAACCCUAUGCUGUGGUCGUCCUUCUAGAAAAGGAUUUAGUGGUGAUCGACCUUGCACAAAAUGGUUAUCCAAUAUUCGAGAACCCCUAUCCUCUGACUAUCCACGAGUCUCCUGUGACCUGCUGCGAGUACUUUGCCGACUGCUCUGUGGACCUCAUACCUGCACUUUACUCUGUUGGCUCACGGCAGAAACGACAGGGCUACAGCAAAAAGGAAUGGCCCAUUAGUGGUGGAAACUGGGGUCAAGGCAUACAGAGCUACCCAGAGAUCAUCAUCACUGGGCACGCUGAUGGAACUGUGAAGUUCUGGGAUGCCUCUGCAAUAAUGCUCCAGGUGCUCUAUAAACUCAAAACAGCCAAGAUAUUUGACAGGAACAGGUCUAAGGAGGACAAGGGCAGCACUGAGGUGUCAGAUGAAGACCCCUUUGCCAUUCAGAUCAUGGCCUGGUGCCCUGAGAGCCGGAUGCUGUGUGUGGCCGGUGUGUCAGCCAAUGUUAUCAUCUACCGCUUCAGUAAGCUGGAAGUAACUACUGAGGUGGUUCAGUUACUAGAGGUGCGAAUGCAGUACGAGCUGAAUGACAUAGAGUCUCCAGAUGGCGGGGGUGAACAGACAUCAGCGCUCCCGACGCCCGGUGCCUCUCCUCAGACAAGCGGCCCACCUUCACACCCUUCCACCAGCAGCAACAACUCUGAUGGAGGCAACAUACCCUGCCUCAAAGUGCGCAGUACUCCAUUGAAGCAGUCUCCAGGUUACCAGGUAGAUUUGGUGGUCCAGUUAGUGUGGGUGAGUGGAGAGCCUCCUCAGCAGAUCACAAGUCUGGCCCUCAAUUCCUCCUACGGCCUAGUGGUAUUUGGCAACAGUAACGGUCUGGCAGUGGUGGACUACAUCCAGAAGACAGUAGUCCUCAACUUGGGGACGGUCGAGCUUUAUGGCUCUAAUGACCCCUACCAGAGACAGCCCCGGUCGCCAAGAAAGACGCGACAGCCUUCUGGAGGUCUUUGUGACAUCAAUGAAGGCUCAGCUACAUCGGAGGACCGCUGCAAGUCGCCUACUUCAGUCUUGAUGUCAAACAGCAAUCUACACCAAUUCUACAAUGGAGGUGGUAGAGGAGCAAAGAUGUCACGGAAAUUAAGCUUGCCUACUGAGCUAAAGCCAGACUUGGUCCUCCUGUCUGUAUGCCCGCCGCGGGGUGCCAACCCAUUAGACCACCGGGACAACUCUUUCAGCCGCUCACGCUCAUCCAGUGUCACCAGCAUCGAUAAGGAAGCACGAGAGGCCAUCAGCUCAUUCCACUUCUGUGAGACUUUCGCUCGGAAGGGGGACAGCACUUUGACACCCUGCCUGUAUGUGGGCACCUCCCUGGGAACUGUCCUGGUUCUGGCUCUCACAUUGCCACCUGCUGGAGAGCAACGGCAACUGCAGCCAGUUAUCCUUUCACCUGCCGGUAUGUUGGUACGGCUGAAGGGAAGCAUCUUGCGGAUGGCCUUUAUAGACUCCACGGGUUCUCAGCUGCCAUCUGCAUAUGAGCCUUGGUAUGAACCCAACGUUACAGCAGACGGCGAAGAAAGAGAAAAAGUCCGUAAGCGCCGGCCCGUCUCAGUGUCCCCUUCCACCUCCCAGGACCUCAAUGAGAGCCAAUAUGCUGUAGUGUGUUCAGAGAAACAGGCGAAAGUCAUGGCCCUCCCUUCCCAGACCUGCAUCUAUAAACACAGUAUCACAGAGACCUCCUUCAUCUUACGGGCAGAUGUGGUGCAGAUGAACCAAGGCAUGUGCGUGGCUUGUUUCUGUGCCAACGGCCACAUCAUGACCCUCAGUGUGCCAGGACUGAGACCGCUCAUGGAUGUGAACUACCUACCUUUGACAGACAUGCGGAUAGCCAGGACUUUCUGCUUUACUAACCUGGGUCAGGCCAUGUACCUCUGCUCCCCCACUGAGAUCCAGAGGAUCACUUACAGUCAGGACACUUGUGAAAACCUACAGGAGAUGCUGGGUGAACUUUUCACACCAGUGGAGACACCGGAGGCCCCCAACAGAGGGUUCUUCAAAGGCCUGUUUGGUGGCGGUGCACAGUCGCUGGACAGAGAGGAACUAUUUGGUGAAGUAGCAGCUGGAAGGGCAUCGCGAAGUCUGGCCCAGCACAUGCCUGGCCCAGGUGGCAUUGAGGGGAUGAAGGGAGCUGCCUCUGGUGUGGUUGGUGAUCUGGCACGUGCCCGGAUAGCACUAGAUGAAAGAGGCCAGAAACUGGGUGAACUGGAGGAGAGGACGGCCGCCAUGAUGGCCAGUGCAGACUCUUUUUCCAAACACGCCCAUGAGAUGAUGCUGAAGUGCAAAGACAAAAAGUGGUACCAGUUCUGAUUGGUGGAAGGGGUGGAGUAGAGCUCUGUGGACACCAUUGUCUGAUUGACCUUCCUCAUCUGGCUCAUCUGGACUCACCGUGACCCCUACCCAUCUGUCUGUCCCUUCAUCCGUCCCUCCAAGCCUUCUUCACUGAGACAAUUGGGGAUUUUCUUCCCUAGCACAAUGAUGAAACACUGUACUUACCUCAGUCUUGGGGUGGAACUGAGGGGUAGACAGGAGAGGAAGACGACCUCAGAGGGAAUAACUUAAUAAAUGGUGUCUUCUUUUUAUGUUCUUGUCUCAUUGUUUAUCUCUGUUCAGCCUCUCCUCUGAGGUAGCUGACUGGCCCAUACACCUGAAGAUUCUUCACUCUCAUUUGCCAAAAUGUUCUUUACUGUUGUCUCUACUCUGUACCCUCGUGGCCAAUAUUCAAACUGGCUAAAAAAAAAAAGACAAAUGUGUAAUGAAGAAGCAAAGACUUCAAAAAGUUAUUAAAAUGUAAAAAAAAAAAAAAAAGUAAAUACAUAAUUAUAUAUACAUAGAUCUAAUAAAUGUGCAAUGCUGUAUCCACUUCCAAGUGACAAGUACAAAACAAAGGGAUAACUCAUCGAGGAGAUGGAAGCGGGGCGCGAGGGCCGAAGGAGGCGCCGUUGGAGAGGUAUAAGAAGAGCUGCGAUAGCGAUGUCUCCUCUAUGCAGAGAGUCGCAGGGAUAACUCAUUCGGAAGUACACUGGAUAUUUCAUCAUCUUGCUCAAUCUCUAGACUCACCUCUGUAUUUGACAAACUUUCAAAUCGUUACCGUGUGUGUGGGUGCGUGCGUGAGAACGUAUGUGCGUGCGUGAAUUUCUUUUCUUGCCAUUCCUCUAUUUGUUAUUUGUUGGGUUAUUUGCUCCGUCUGUAUUAUGAUCAUUAUUAUUAUUAGUAGUAAUAUUAUUGGAAAAUCUCUUAUUUUUCUAUUGUUGUGAAAGUGGAUGAUAUUUAAUUUGUUGAAAAAGAAAAUACAUUUUGUGACUUUUGUCUAACAACUGAAAUUAAUUUCUCCUUAUGAAAAGGGCUGGAAUCUAUAAGGAGGGCAAGGAUAUAAAAGGCAUAUUUGGGACUCAGUAACAUAGUGACAUCAGCUUUUUUUUUUUUAAUUCUAAAAGAGAGCAUGUAUGAACCACACACAUUUAUUCCUUUACUGAAAAUGUCAAUUAAUCACUUAUCAGAUGCAAUGUGAGCUGCCUCCCACUUGCUCGCUCUCUCUCCGAUGUCACGAGCUCGGUGGUUUGAUGAAAUCAGCGUUAAAUACAGAAAUAGCCAAGUAUUACAUACAUUGCAAGCAUAAAUCCUAACAGUAAUCAUACAGGUGGGAUAAAAACAAAAUGGCUGAGUAAUCUUUCAAAGGGACAUAUUUGAAACUUUUUUUGUGUAUUUUUUUUGUUAUUUUCUUUGUUUUGCUGACACUUGUCUGUACGUGUGAUUCCUUUUAAUAUUUACUUACUGAGGUGGAGGAGACAGCUGUGUUUGGUGUUACCUUCAUUAUCAUCUUGUUUCUAUUUUCCAUGUUUGCAGUCGAACUCAAAUGUGAUGUAUCUGUCUACCGGGCUUUUAACCUUUAUUUGUAUAUAAGUAAAUAGUUUGACAAUCUAAGUGGAAAGUAAAUGCCGAGGUUGCUCAGGCAACAAAAGAGGAGACAGGCCAUAUUUUUUUCUGACGCCAAAGAAUUGCUUUACCUUUCCCACUGCGUUGUCCCAUAGCAUUUGGCCGCGACUCUGGAAACCACACGGUACAUGUGAAUAUGUGUUAUCCAGUACAGCUUCACCCAGUGCAGGCCCAGGAUCUGGGCAGUUUAGAUAUAUCACCCUUGUCACUUUCAGGGUUCAGGAAAUAGAAAGUCGAGAAGGAACUCAGCCAUUUAUAACACGAUGGAUCAUAAAAAUCACUAUCAUUCCACCACACCUCAAAUGAUAUUUAUGGUAUUCAUCUGUGUGAAUGCGUGUAUUUGUACAUCUUCUCUGUCUGUAUGUAAGGUUAUGCUCAUAUAAAUGAAGUGAUAUGAUUUAUUAUAUUUUGUUCCGGUUGUUUACUCAUUGCUGGUGAUGUCCUAGUUCAGGUAAGUGUGGACAAACUCAAACCACCAAUAAAGUUAAAAAAAAAAAAAAGAGGACAAGGAUAAGAUAAUGUGUGAUAUAAUGUGAGGAUGACCUCUAAAUUUUGGUUUAAUUUAAAAGUCCUUCACUUGUCCUCUGUAUUCUCUCCGUUGGUUGCGCAGCUACAGAUGUGGCCUCCUGUGUUUCCAGUAAGCAUUGUGGUGUGAAUGUUGGCUGGUUGGUCUAUCUUUCGCCCCUAAGCUUAAAAAGAGAGACAAAACGAAGUACUUCAGGAAAAAUAGCUUGUUUUAGCUACAAGUCAGCCCCCCACCAAUAUCCGUUUGAUGUCUUUCCCUUUAACCCAGCUGUUAUUUCUUUGAAUGUUAUACUUGUUUUCCCAUCUUUGAGUGAAUUUGAUUUUUCAGCCCAUGUACUACAGUAUGCAGUAUUCCUACCUGAUAUGAUCCACACUCAAUAAGAGGGAGUCCUGUCUAUCUGCCAUAUGCCAUCUUCUGUCCUCGAUUCAACAGUUAUCAGUGGGUUGCAGUAUUUUUCUCAUUGUAGCCAAUUUUCUUGUACAGUUUUAUGCAACUUUCACAUGGAUGUUUAUGACUUUAUCUGCUGCCACAAAAAUUUAGAAAUUCUGUAGAUAGAGAUUACUGUGCAAUGGAAAAUAAAAGUCGAA